GGUGAGUGAGCGAAAGUGACUUCCACUUUACAAUAACUCCUGUCCUGCGACGCAUCUCACUUCAAAAGCCAGCAGUGUUUCACGUCUGAAAACAAAACAAUCUGCGAAGGCGGAAGUAGCAGAAAGGUAUUGCUGUUACUACUACUAGAACUACUACGAAGCUAUGGGGAAGAAGAAGCGGUUGAAUAGGUUCAUCAGUAAAUGGAUCAAAAGUGAUCUGCCGGAGGAGCGAUCGACGGUGCUGCUACUUGGCGUCACCAGGAUACCGACGUCGCCGGUGCCGGCGCGACGACCCUGCUCCUUGCCCAUCGCUCCGAGACCCACGAACCUAGUUGUUCCCUUCUUGACCCAAACACCUUCGGUGUCCUCGUCUUCGUCUUCCGAUGAGGAGGAACGCGAUCUUCGCUUGGUGGGAUUUGUAGAUGCGGCGGACACUAAGCCUAAGACGACUGUUAUUGUUGUGAAACCCCCGAUCAUCAUGGAUAGAUCGGUAGAUUCCAUUGGGACGUGCUCACUUGACGUGGACGCUUCUGUCGAGAUGUCAGAUACGUCUGAAAAGUCGUCGCUUGGGACGCUGAAAAGUGUGAGUUUGAAGAGUCCCAGUGGACAGGAGGCGAGCAAUCGUUUACCAUCGUAUCUCAGCUUGGCGUGCACCGUGAACGGCUAUUGCACGACCACCAAUUACGAUCCUGUGAGGUUGGCCCGAUCCAGAGAUACUUCUCCUCAUCGUCCUCACGAGAACCAUGCCCAGGACAAUCUAACUUACGCUGUCCACAAUAAUUUACUGUCUCCGCCGAAUUUAGUCCCAUUACCGAUGCAAAAGUACACGAUGGCCGAGCAGACGAUUACCCAUCACCAUCAGGAGUUUUAUACGUCCACCAAAUCGUACAUCAGCAAGGAGAGUUUCGCCUCGAGCAUAUAUUCCAAAGACUCGGUGGACUCUUGCUUGGAGAAGAAGUACACAAACGGCGUGCAGAACCAGAAGUUGUCUAAAAAAGUCAUUAGUGAAUCCGUAGAAUAUAAGAGUAGUAGUAACGAGAAUAAGUCUUUCAUACAGCAGAGAGUUGAGCGGCUGUAUGGGCCAGGUGCUCUCGCGCAGGGCUUCCUGGUGAUCAACAGGCAGAAGAAUCGAAGCACGGAAUGGGAUUCGGAGAAGAGCUUUAAUUCCAGCUACGAAAAUGAUAGUCACUCCAAAUCUAUGUGCGACAAGCUCCACGCCGAUGAUGCCUCCGAUGCAAACAUGAAGCAGAGCACCAGCAGUCCAUCUCUGCCCGUCCUCAGGCAUCUGACACCGGAGUUUAGGGCACAGCUGCCUAUGAUGAGUCCGCGAAGGAUGGCCGCCAACGGUGACAGUUCCAUGCAGAAGAGCACCACGUUUCCCACUAUUCUCGAUAGUGUUAACGGCGAUGCCGUCGAAGAGAACGGCAAAGCACCGGUGCUGAACGGCUGCUCGCAUCACAAGACCGACGUCGUACUUAAUAAUGGCCAAGAGCAAAGUGACGUCAAGGAUGGGCAUUACUUCCUCCAGGUGCUCGAUCGCGAGGCGGAGCGACUUCUUGCGCUCGGGGAUAAAGCGGAGGAAGAGCUUAAGGCUGAAGGUCUAUCCGAGGAUACCAAGGGUUUCCUGAGGUCAGCCUCCGGGAAGGCAAGGCUUUUGGUGUCGCAGAAGAUGCAGCAGUUCAAGGGCUUGUGCACCAACAAUAUUAAUCAGGUGGAGGGUAACGCUUUUCCGACGACGAACGACGAUUUGCAGGGCUUCUGGGAUAUGGUCAUGCUGCAGGUACAUCAAAUCGACGAUUUGUUCAAGGAAAUGGAAGAACUUAAAGCGAACAACUGGGUGGAAAAGAAGAAGACAGUAGAUGUGAUUGAUAGUAAGGUCAGUAAUAACAACAAAGUUAGAAAGCCGGCGGCGCCGAGAGUUCAGAGCGCCGGAGCGGAGGAGGCGCGAAAAAAGAGGGAGGCGCAACGGAAGCAAAUGAUCGAGGAUAGAAGGAAGGCCAUGCGCCAGCAGAAACAGAUGCCGCGACAGAGUAUUGAAAUAUACGUGCCUGAAUCUAGUUGAAGAAUUAUCUUAGGUUUAUUUAAAUUCGUCGUACAAUUUACUACUCUCUACUAUGUAUUUUAUAAAAAAAAAAGAACGAUGGAGACACACGCAACACACUUAUAUAUAUAUAUAAUUUUUUAUUUAACCCGCGGAAGAGGGAUGACCCGAUGGCUUUAUACGAAAAUGAACUUUAUUUUAUAUUUAUAUUAACGUUAGGUUGAAGAUUAGAGAUGCGAAGGGAAGCACGUCUUCUCUUUCGCUCUUUCAGUGCUAUUCGAUGCAAUUUUUCUAACGAAAUCUUUUGUACUAUAAGAAAAUUAUAUUUUACAUAUUUUAUUUAUAUUGAAAGUGUUUAAAUGUCGUUUUUUUUUUAAAUAUUAAUGUUGUCGGCCGAAGCCGGAUCGAUGAAAGAAUGAAUAUUGUACACCAUGGUUUAGACAGGCUUUGCUUUAGAAGUUAACAGUAUACUUUCUUCCAUUGCGUAACCGAGCCGAAGCCGACACUCCGAGAAAUCUCGUUCAAUCAUUAUUAUCUAGUGGUGCUUAUUGUGAAAAUAUUACAAAGUUUUCUGUUGCUUUUUUUUUCUUGUUUUGCAUCCUGUUGAUGGUGAAUGAUGCCACUUGUGCAGGUUUGCAAGUGGUCCGCGGCGGCCUACGAGCAGACAGAAAACGAAAGGAUAAUCAAAUCAAAUUCCAGUAGGUUAUUUUUUUUUCAUUUUUUUAAAUUAAUUGUAACGUCAGGAUAAAUAAUAUUAUAUUGUAGACAUAUUUACCAUGUUUCGUUACAUUUUGUUUUUACUCUUAUAAGAAAAAAAAAAUAGGUGUAAAAUGCUGUGACAAGUUACUAUGCGAAGACUGAGUCGAAAUCUUUCUCUUUAAUUUUA
Messenger RNA from Nicrophorus vespilloides, 2927 nucleotides. RefSeq lists its product as uncharacterized. The record is from RefSeq and is a predicted model, not a curated record. Gene Ontology annotation, molecular function: molecular adaptor activity. Gene Ontology annotation, cellular component: glutamatergic synapse; postsynaptic specialization. NCBI's taxonomy places the organism in Eukaryota, Metazoa, Arthropoda, Insecta, Coleoptera, Silphidae. The transcript is spliced from 6 exons. Gene Ontology annotation, biological process: signaling. The coding region runs from base 164 to 2062 and encodes 632 amino acids.